AUGCCAGCUGCGAUCCGCAACCUGCGGAGCGAUCCUCAGCUCCUCUUCGUUCGCCUUCCAAAUCUUCUAUCUUUGCUCUGCAUCGUCGUCGGCGUUGUCUGGCUGCUCCUCCUCCCCUUGAACGACUACUCCCGACAAACCUACAUCUCCGAAAAUGCGCUGCUACCGGGCCAGGUGCAUGCCUAUUUCACUGGUAGCGAGCAGAAUAUCUUCCGAGGCUACAAGAAAGAACUGGAAGGUUUGAUAAACGAGGAACGUGAGGACGGGGCCCAGAAUCCCGAGGUGGAAUCAACUCCAGCGAUCUCGAAUAAGAUCCACUCGAUCUUGCAAGCUGCCGGUUUGAAAGUUGCGACCCAGAAAUACGAAUACACAUCUGCCGGUAUCACACAUCGGGGAGAGAACGUCUAUGGGAUUAUUCAUGCGCCGCGGGGCGAUGCGACAGAGGCAAUCGUGUUGGUGGCAGCAUGGAAGACUGCAGACGAUGAAUUGAACCUGAAUGGUGUGACCCUGGCCCUCACUUUAGCGAGGUACUUCAAACGCUGGUCGCUGUGGUCCAAAGAUAUCAUCUUCAUUUUCCCACCCGACAGCAAGACCGGAACUCAGGCAUGGAUCGAUGCCUACCAUGACCUCCACCCAUCAUCUGUGCAACCUCUGCCAUUGAAGAGUGGAGCAUUGCAAGGCGCGCUGGUCAUCGAAUACCCUUUCGAUCACCGCUUCAAGACGCUCCACAUCGUCUACGAUGGGGUUAAUGGCCAAUUGCCGAAUCUCGAUCUCUUCAACACAGCCGUGGCCAUCGCAGGUGGGCAAAUGGGCAUCGGAGCCAAUCUUCAAGAGAUGUGGCAGCAUGACGACAGCUACGAGGCGCGUCUGAAGACCAUUCUGCGAGGCAUGACCAAGCAAGGACUUGGCUAUGCCACUGGAGCGCAUAGCAGCUUCAUGCCAUAUCACAUCGAUGCCAUCACUCUCCAGCCUAAGGGCGAAGGCUGGGAAGACGAAAUGGCUUUAGGUCGGACGAUCGAGAGUCUCUGUCGCAGCUUGAACAACUUGCUCGAGCACCUCCACCAGAGUUUCUUCUUUUACCUGCUCAUGCAGUCCAACCGUUUCGUCAGUAUUGGAACAUAUCUGCCCAGUGCCAUGCUGCUUGCCGGUAACUUUACUAUCAUGGCAAUCGCACUGUGGAUGCGGACAGGCUACCACUCGGACCCUAAGCUGAGUGGCCCCACUGGUUCUGAGUCUUCCAAGUUAAAGAGCGAGAAGUCCUCCAGUCCCGGUACUCAGAAAGAUGUUGCUGAGACCAAAACUGAUGGAAGUGCCGUUGCGGAACGAGUUUUGGCUUUGCCACUUACUCUUGUCAGCGGACUGCAUUUGCUGGGCUUGGUUCCGUUGUGGAUAUUCAAUACCAUCUUCCAUCAGUAUUUCACGACCGUGACAUAUAUCUUCGUCGCCGUAGAUAUCGUCCUUCCAUUACUUCUGGCCGCACUACUCUCCAAUGGCUUGGGUAUCUCGACGCCCAUCGUUCGUCAGCAGUACCUCUUGAUUAAGUCUUUCGCGCUGCUCCUGCUUGGCCUCUCGCUUUCCACUCUGGCGACCCUCAAUUUCUCCCUCGCCUUUAUGAUCGGUCUUCUCUGUACGCCGCUCAGCUUUGUUGUCCGUCUCGAAGGUGCUGCGCCAUUGCGGUAUGCCAUCUCCAGCCUGGGGCUAGUACUGCUGAAUAUUCUUUCUCCACCCACAGUUCUCAUCGGCAUCUGUUGGUAUACAGGCGUGCCUAUUGAGACUGUCUUGACACAAGCUGCCUUUGGCUGGGAUGUGUGGGGUAUGUGGACACAAGUGGUGGUCUGGUGUGUGUGGUGGCCGGCCUGGCUGAUUGGAUGUGUCUUGCUGGGAUCCUCUAUGUUUUAA
Penicillium canariense is the source of this 1899-nucleotide messenger RNA. RefSeq names its product GPI-anchored transamidase subunit GAA1. NCBI's taxonomy places the organism in Eukaryota, Fungi, Ascomycota, Eurotiomycetes, Eurotiales, Aspergillaceae. The transcript is spliced from 4 exons. Gene Ontology annotation, biological process: attachment of GPI anchor to protein. The coding region runs from base 1 to 1899 and encodes 632 amino acids. The record is from RefSeq and is a predicted model, not a curated record. Gene Ontology annotation, cellular component: GPI-anchor transamidase complex; membrane.